Messenger RNA from Diachasmimorpha longicaudata, 1680 nucleotides. Its product is annotated as prostasin-like. Bases 58 to 1551 code for a protein of 497 amino acids. The transcript has 7 exons. The record is from RefSeq and is a predicted model, not a curated record. Gene Ontology annotation, biological process: proteolysis. Gene Ontology annotation, molecular function: serine-type endopeptidase activity. Lineage: Eukaryota; Metazoa; Arthropoda; Insecta; Hymenoptera; Braconidae.
GUGUCGACGUACCUUGUUCAAGAUACCUCCCAAAAAGUGUCAGCUCGCCAAAUCAACAUGAUUGACUUCUGGAGUACUGGGAAAUUCUUAGCCCUUGGGAUUAUUAUCACUGAAUGUUGCGUCGGUGAAUUUUACGCAGAUAAUCGCAGUGUUGGGAGCUUGGAGAGAGAGCAAAGACGGCUAUCUAGUCAUGGACUUGUUGGACAUUCUCCAAUUCACAAGUCUCCAUAUUUUACUGGUUGGAGUGAAUGGUCCGUUUGUGAUCGACAUUGCUUUCAAAAUCGCGUUAAAAUCUGCAAAAUCAGCAAAAAAUGUGGGACAACGAUCAUACGAGAAGAAAAGAGCUGUUAUCAUAAGAGAAAGGGCGGGCCCUGGUUCUGCAAUGAACGAUUCCGUAGACAUCCUCAUCGCACCGAGUUAUUUCACGUUGUACAAAUACCGAAGGAAGCAGAACCUAGACAGGGUGGUAGGCGUCAACGUAAGGAGUCAAUCAAUCAACCUCAAAGUCACUAUGGUAAAUGGAGUAAAUGGUCGCCUUGUACUCGAUCGUGUACGACACAGAGACAUCGAUGGUGCACAAGACCUGGUAUCUGCGAUAAAGAUGUUAUCAGAGAGAGUGCCUAUUGUUAUGUAGAGGGAAGCUUCUGUCAGAAGUGGAUUCACAGGAGAAUAAGAGGGAGCCAUGAUGAUGACAAUGGUGAUACUGCGUUGGACGAGUUCGAAUUAAAUCCGAAUGCAGUGAAUAGUCUGGCGGUCUCGAAGAACGAUGAUAUUUGGAAGUGUGGAGUUGCUGCGAAUGGGAAGAUAUCUAGGCUUUCAUACUUCACUAGAAUUAUUGGAGGACGUCCUACGAUACCUGGUAGCUGGCCUUGGCAAGUUGCCGUUCUCAAUAGAUUUCGAGAAGCCUUUUGCGGUGGUACAUUGGUAUCUCCUCGUUGGGUUCUAACGGCAGCCCACUGCAUUAGGAAACGCCUAUACGUUCGACUUGGUGAACACGACCUUGCAGUUAAAGAAGGAACUGAGCUUGAAUUCCGGGUGGACUCGGUCAUAGUUCAUCCGGACUACGAUGUAGACACUGUUGAUAAUGAUGUGGCACUUCUCCGGCUUCCGGUAACACUAAGCCCAUCAACAUCACAGGGGAUUGCUUGUCUACCAGCUCCACGACAGCCACUACCCACGAAUAAACUUUGCACGAUUAUCGGAUGGGGAAAGUCCAGGGCUACUGAUGAUUUUGGAACUGAUGUUUUGCAUGAGGCCAAAAUACCGAUAGUAUCGACGGAAGUAUGUAAGGGUGUGUAUGUAGAUUACCGUAUAACAGAAAAUAUGUUCUGCGCUGGUUACCAAAAAGGAAGAAUGGAUUCUUGUGCAGGAGACAGUGGUGGUCCACUUCUGUGUAGAGAUCCCAAACGUCCGGAUCAUGCCUGGACUAUAUUCGGUAUUACGAGUUUCGGAGAGGGUUGUGGAAAACGUGGAAAAUACGGUAUCUACGCCCGACUAUCUAACUAUGUCAAGUGGAUUUUAAAAAUCAUUGAAGAGAAUGACAGUGUGUAACAAUUUUAAUUAAGUGCGAAUGACAUUUUUUACGUGAACUCGUAAGUGUAAUAUAUGAUGAUAAUUAUUAUAUUCGAUGGACGGAAAAAGAAUCUAAUUUUGAUUAUAAUAUUUUGCGUUGUAAAAUUA